CAACAGCAACAGAAACAAAAAAACAACAAUCCCGCUCUCAAAAGUCGAGGGUCGCCGAGGAGAAGAACAAUAGUGUGAUGUUUCCCGGCGGGUGGAGGUUCGGCCGGCACAGCGAGGUGGACCUCUUCACGGACCGCUAUGACCUCAGCGCGGAGACCCUCUCCCAGGCCAUCAGGGCUGCCGCGUCCGAGGAGCCGGACGCGGACGGCAGCGUAAUGUUUGGCCUCCUGCAGGGCACCGUGGUCGGCCUCAGAUACUACUCCGGGGUGGUGAAUCAAGGCGAAAUGGUCGGUUUGGUGAGACAGCCCCAGAACCAAUACGACCGCAAUGCAGUGAUGGUCGCCAACAUUUAUGGAAACCAAGUGGGUCACAUCAAGCGGGAGCUGGCAGCAGCGAUGGCCCACGUCAUGGACAACAAUCUGGCCAAAGUUGAGGGGGUGGUACAUUCCGGGACGAAAAACUCCUUCACCAUGCCGCUGAUGUUGUCCUUCUGGGGGAAGGAAGAAAACCAACAAACCGUGAAGGACAACAUGGCCUGCCGCGGAUUCAAACUGAACACGGGAGGAGGCAAAGCAACGGGUGCAAAUCAGAGUAGCCGUGCAUUGUCAUCUAAAAAAGGUGUGACCAUCCUGCUAACUCCAGAGGAGCUGAAGAAUGCAUUCGACAACCUUUUUGACGGCUUGAUGGAGAGUGAAGACGGAGAGAAAGAAGCAGCUGAGGCUGUGGGCACUCCCCUCAUGCCUCACCAGAAGCAGGCGUUGUCCUGGAUGUGUGCGCGGGAAAACAAAAGUGCGCUGCCCCCCUUCUGGGAGAGGAGGGGCGAGCUCUACUACAACCGACUCACCUGCUUCUCUGCCAAAGAAGUGCCGGAAAGAAUUCGCGGCGGGAUACUGGCGGACGACAUGGGACUGGGAAAAACUCUGACAACCAUCGCUCUGAUUCUCACCAACUUUCACAAAGGAAAGCCUCUGCCUGUGGAGAAAUGCGAGAAGCCGCCUUCGCCUGUCGAAGCAAAGACGAAACCAGAGAAGAAGCCCUCCCAACUGGGAGAGAGCAGCAGCGAUGGAGUGAGUGAUGCAGCGGCUGCUUCUACACACACACACAUUUCCCAGGUGGAGGUGAUCUGUGUGGAUUCAGCAGAGGAAGUGGACAAGUCGGAGAAGAGUAGCAGCAAAGGCAAGAAGAAAGCCACCAAGAGAAAGCCCGCUAAAGUGGCCCCGAAAUGCAUCGAGGAUCUGGACUUCGCUGCAGCCCUGGGCGGCUCGGCAGCACACACGAGCUUAAAGAAGAAGAAGAAAACUGGCACUCCGACGCCGAGUGUGGACUCCCUCAUCACAGAAAGUGCAGAUGACUCAUCGGCACGGACAACGCUCAUCCUCUGCCCCCUGUCGGUGAUCAGCAACUGGCUGGACCAGUUUGAGCAGCAUGUGCGCGCCGACGUGAAGCUCAACGUGUAUCUGUACUACGGCGCAGAGCGCAACCGGAGCAAAGCCUUCCUGUCCUCUCAGGACGUGGUGAUCACGACCUACAACGUGCUCUCCGCCGACUUUGGGAAUAAGAGUCCCCUGCAUGGGAUCCAUUGGCUGCGGGUUGUGCUGGACGAAGGGCACGUCAUCAGAAACCCACAGGCACAGAUGAGUAAGGCUGUGCUGGACCUGAAAGCUCAUCGGCGCUGGAUUUUGUCAGGUACUCCCAUCCAGAACAGUGUGAAGGACCUGUGGAUGCUGCUGGCCUUCCUGCGCCUGAAGCCCUUCGACGCCAGAGAGUGGUGGAACCGAGUGAUCCAGAGACCCGUCACUCAAGGAGACCGGGCCGGCCUGCAGAACCUGCAGACCCUGGUGAAGUGCAUCACCCUGAGGCGCACCAAGGGCACCGAGGUGAACGGUCGCCCCCUGGUGGCCAUGCCUGAGAAGACGGUCUGUGUGGAGCAGGUGGAGCUGAGCCAGUCGGAGAGAGAGGAGUACGAGCUGGCCCGCAACGAGGGGAGGAAUAUCAUCGGCAGAUACCUAACUGAAGGGACAGUCUUGAAGAACUACGCUGACGUGUUGGCCAUCCUGAUGAGGCUUCGGCAGCACUGCUGCCACCCGGAUCUGCUGACCAAGACACCCUUGGACCUGGGCGCGCCGGCGACCCCGGCGGAGAUGCGAGAGCGUCUGAUCGAGAAGCUGCGCUUCGUGUUGGCCAGCGGCUCCGACGAGGAGUGCGCCGUCUGCCUGGAUUCGGUGCGCCUGCCCGUCAUCACGCACUGCGCCCACGUCUACUGCCGGCCCUGCAUCGCCCAGGUCAUCGGCACCGAGCAGGAAACAGCGCGCUGUCCUCUCUGUCGAAGUGAGAUAAAGACCAAUGAGCUGGUGGAGUUUCCACAGGAGGAAAUGGAGGAGGAGAAAAACACAAACCCUGAGAAGUGGAGGACGAGCUCAAAGGUGCAGGCGCUGAUGGGAAACUUGUUGCGGCUGCGAUGUGAAGACAGCAGCGUCAAGUGUUUGGUCGUCUCUCAGUUUACGCGCUUCCUCACCAUCCUGGAGACUCCACUCAGAGAGCACGGCUUCAGCUUUGUGCGUUUCGACGGCACCCUGAGCCAGAAGAGGAGGACCCGGGUCAUCCAGGAGUUUCAGAGCCCUGCGGCCGACAGCCCCGUCGUCAUGCUGCUGUCGCUCAAAGCUGGAGGGGUGGGGCUUAACUUGACCGCCGCCUCUCACGUUUACUUCAUGGACCCUGCGUGGAACCCCGCCACGGAGGAGCAGUGCAUCGACCGCUGCCACCGCCUGGGACAGACGAGGAACGUUUUCGUUACCAAGUUCAUUGUGAAAGACUCCGUGGAGGAGAGCAUGGUGAAGAUCCAGAAGCAGAAGCAGGACCUGGUGGAGAAGGCCUUCGGUUGCAGGAACGCCGACAGAAACACGUCUCGCAUGGACGACAUCAAAGCGCUGAUGGAGCUGUAGACGUGCAGACGUUCACGCAUCAGGUGUUCUGGUUGGGUCCCACAGAAGAGCUGCACGGAGAUUAUUUUUGUUUUUGUUCAAGUUUGUGUUUAUAUUUAGAAAUUUUUCAUUUCUAGUUUAUAAUGAAUGUUCUAAUUUGUUUUAUUUCUACUACUCUGUGACGGUUCAAGUUUGAUACUGAUCCAUUAAUAGGACAAACCAUUUGUGAUGCGUAGGCGCAAUUAAAAAAAAUACUAAACAUGGAGGAUUACGUAGAAGACAUGUACGCAGAUAUAAUACGUUUGUAGAUGCUGUAUUUAAAACAGACUGCAGCUUUCAGAACGUCGAUGUCUGUCCAAUUAAAAAGGGAAACCUUUGUUUACUACACAAUCUAAUAAUCAUUUAAGUGGUUACAUUAAGUGCUUCUCAAAUGGGAGGAUGUACACGCUCCCAGAUAUUCAAAGAUGUCACUUUGAGCCAUUUUACACUAUUCUGUGACACGUCAUUGUCCAAAACGAUGAAACCGAAGCCCCGUAAAUCGAUAUGUCGAGAAAUAAAGAAAAUAAAACUUGUGAUGGUUAAAAAAAGG
Molecule: messenger RNA, 3510 nt
Organism: Pseudoliparis swirei
Lineage: Eukaryota; Metazoa; Chordata; Actinopteri; Perciformes; Liparidae
Gene: hltf
Product: helicase-like transcription factor
Exons: 25
Coding region: 78-2942 (954 amino acids)
Molecular function (GO): ATP binding; ATP-dependent chromatin remodeler activity; zinc ion binding
Source: RefSeq, a predicted model, not a curated record